CUCAAGCCCAUGGCCAAGAGCAUCCAGAUAGGAAACCUGCAGUGUUGGCCCCACCCAGCUCCUGGAGAAGCCCGGGGCUCCCAGGAAGUGAGCUCCAAAGAUGAGGCUGCUCAAACUGCUCCUUUUCCUGGCCCCCUGGGGAGUCGCCAGAGCUGAACCAGGGAAAUUCUGGCACAUCUCUGACCUGCACCUUGACCCUGACUACAAGGUAUCCGAAGACCCCCUCCAGGUGUGCCCAUCAGCUGGCUCCCAGCCAGUGCCCAAUGCAGGCCCCUGGGGCGACUACCUCUGCGACUCUCCCUGGGCCCUCAUCAACUCCUCCAUCUACACCAUGAAGGAGAUCGUGCCGGAGCCAGACUUCAUCCUCUGGACCGGUGAUGACACACCUCAUGUGCCCAAUGAGAGGCUGGGAGAAGCUGCUGUGCUGGGAAUCGUGGAGCGCUUGACCAGGCUCAUCAGAGAGGUCUUUCCAGAUACCAAAGUCUACGCUGCUCUGGGAAAUCAUGACUUUCACCCCAAAAAUCAGUUCCCAGCAGGGAGUAACAACAUCUACAAUCAGGUCGCAGAGCUGUGGAGACCCUGGCUCAGUAACGAAUCCAUCACUCUCUUCAAAGAAGGUGCCUUCUAUUCUGAGAAGUUGCCAGGCCCGAGUGGGGCCGGGCGAAUUGUGGUCCUCAACACCAACCUGUACUACAGCAACAACGAGCAGACGGCUGGCAUGGCAGACCCAGCACAGCAGUUCCAGUGGCUGGAAGACGUGCUGACCCGUGCAUCCCGAGCUAAGGAGAUGGUGUACAUAAUUGGCCACGUGCCCCCGGGCUUCUUUGAGAAGACACGGAACAAAGCGUGGUUCCGGGAGGGCUUUAACAAGGAGUACCUGAAGGUGAUCCGGAAGCACCAUCAAGUCAUCGCAGGGCAGUUCUUCGGCCAUCACCACACCGACAGCUUCCGGAUGUUCUACGAUGACGCAGGUGACCCCAUCAGUGUCCUGUUCCUUACCCCUGGAGUCACCCCGUGGAAAACCACCUUACCUGGAGUGGUCAAUGGGGCCAACAAUCCCGGCAUCCGGGUAUUUGAAUAUGACCGAGCCACACUGAGCCUGCAGGACGUUGUGACCUACUUUGUGAACCUGAGCCAGGCGAACGCGCAGGGGACUCCACUCUGGGAGCUCGAGUACCGGCUGACCAAGGCCUACGCGGUGCCUGACGCAGGCGCCCGCUCCAUGCACGCGGCGCUGGGCCGCAUCGCCGGCGAUCCCGGGGCGCUGCAGCGCUACUACGUCUACAACUCGGUCGGCUACGACCGCGAGGCCUGCGACCAGGCCUGCCGUGCCGAGCACGUGUGCGCGCUGCGCGAAGUAGCCUUCGACGCAUACGCCGCCUGCCUGCGCGCCCCCGGCGCCGCGCCCGCGCCCGGGCUCGCGCUCCUGCUGGCGGCGCUGCUGGGCCUGCGCGCGCUGCUCGCGCCCUGACGUCGGGCGCCCGCCGGCCGCUUCCCCGCAGAGUCUUGCCGCCACCCCGGCCCGGCGUCUGCAGCGGGAACCCGCGUGGAGCAGCAGCCUGGGCAGUAAAUGAAGCGCCGAAGACCUUCCCCGUCCCCAGCACAUUAUUUUCCCCCAAGUUUCCUCCAAAACACAGUGCUCCUCGAGCAUCUCAUUCUGUGC
Messenger RNA from Mustela lutreola (European mink), 1663 nucleotides. It is a transcript of the gene SMPDL3B, whose product is annotated as sphingomyelin phosphodiesterase acid like 3B. The coding region runs from base 101 to 1471 and encodes 456 amino acids. Gene Ontology annotation, molecular function: sphingomyelin phosphodiesterase activity. Lineage: Eukaryota; Metazoa; Chordata; Mammalia; Carnivora; Mustelidae. The transcript is spliced from 8 exons. Gene Ontology annotation, biological process: sphingomyelin catabolic process. The record is from RefSeq and is a predicted model, not a curated record.